This is a messenger RNA of Arabidopsis arenosa, 4338 nucleotides long. Lineage: Eukaryota; Viridiplantae; Streptophyta; Magnoliopsida; Brassicales; Brassicaceae. The record is from the annotation of a GenBank genome assembly.
CGAGAUGGCUUGUUUCUAACCGAGCUGCAUCAAGGCAGUGAAAGAUGGUCGAGGCAAUACCCAAAGGAGUGAAAGAUAUUUGGGACAAAUGGAACAUUCGUGGCCUUGUGAUAUUCAGUCUUGUCUUUCAGACAAUCCUUGUUCUUCUCUCACCAAAUCGAAAACGAACACCAAGGAGGCUUCUCCGGCUUCUCCUCUGGUCAGCUUACCUUUUAGCCAAUUGGGCAGCUGACUAUGCCGUGGGACAGAUCUCAGAUAGCGCAGGAGACGACCCUGAACCGAACGAGUCACCCAAGACCAACGAGCUUUUAGCGUUCUGGGCAACAUUUCUUCUCUUGCACCUUGGUGGCCCUGACACCAUCACCGCUCUUGCUCUGGAGGAUAAUGAGCUCUGGCUCAGGAAUUUGUUCGGUCUGUUGUGCCAAUUCAUUGCUACUCUCUACGUGUUCUUGCUAUCAAUACCCAACAGUCUAUUGGUACCAACAUCACUCAUGCUUAUGGCUGGACUCAUCAAGUAUACUGAGAGGAUACAAGCAAUGCGUAGAGCUAGUCUUAAAAGGUUCAAGGAUUCGAUGCUUGGGGAGCCCGAACCUGGACUCGACUACGCGAGGUUCAUGGAGGAAUACAAAAUUAGGAAGAUUUCAAAAGAGCGUAGCCAGUUAGUUAGGGUGGAGGAGCGUGAGAAAGAGCAAGGAGUUCAGGUACCAGUAAGGCCAGAGGUUAUUACCCAUCUCCAGGUUGUUCAGUAUGCUUAUAAGUACUUCAAUAUCUACAAAGGUCUUGUGGUAGAUUUCAUCUAUAGCUCUCAGCAGUGGAUAGAGAGCAAGCUCUUUUUUCAGUCAUUGUCGGCAGAAGAUGCUUUGAGGAUUCUAGAGGUAGAGCUCAGCUUCAUCUAUGGAACAUUAUUCACCAAAGUUGACAUCUUGCACACCUGGAUUGGAGCUGCUUUCCGCUGUAUAGCCUUGGGUUGCUUGUUUGCAUCUCUCUACAUCUUCAAAACAUCCAGGAAAGAUGGAUAUGAUUGUUUUGAUGUUGGUCUUACUUAUGCUUUGAUCUUUGGUGGAAUCGCACUCGAUUUCAUUUCCAUCCUCAUAUACUGUGUAUCCGACUGGACAUUUGCUAGAUUGAGGAAGCCUAAGGAGGAGGUAGACAAGAAAGAUACCAGGUUUGAGAGAUUUCUCAAUUGGCUCCUCAGUUUCAGGGAACUGAAGUGGAAGAAAUGCAAGUGUCACGAGGAAGAACAACCUUGUCACAUGGUGCUUGAUAGACUCUCUAUAUUUCGGCGAUGGUCGGAGUACAUUUAUGCAUACAACCUGAUUGGGUCCUCCCUGAAGAUAAAACCAAAGAGAAUCCACCACACCAGGGGUUACAUACACAGUUUCUUUAAUGCCAUCAUUGGAAGCUUGUACAUAGAUCAUGUCUUUGAUAUCAUAAUCCGAGAAACAGUCUUAGUUUCCAGAGCCUUGAAUCGCAUCCGCAAGAAUAUAGACCUAUGCAUCAUUUCUCUGUUCAUAAAGCAUCAUCGAGUGGCGUAUUAUGUUCUUUACCCUGUCAGGCUGUUGCUUAGAUUCUGGUUUGGGAUUCCUUUGAUUAACUAUCUAUUGGAAUUCUUCGGCAUCCCAGAUCAGCUAAACGAGAUAGUAUUCACAUCCCACACACGCCUCACGAAAGAGCUUUGGGAAUUCAUAUUUGAGGAGGUUAAGCGUAGAUCCAUCUUAGUUGUUGGCUCAGAAAGUGCCAGCUACAUAUAUUCGGCUAGAGGUGACUGGAUUCUGAGGGAUAUGAGAGUAGGAGAUUGUCACGAGAAACUGCUGCAGUAUGUUACUGAAGUUGAUUACGAUCAGAGCAUUCUGGUGUGGCACGUCGCCACUGAGCUCCUACACCAAACACAAGUAGACAAUGCAGCAAGAAAUGUCAGAUGCAACGAGUUCAGCAAAACCUUAUCAGACUACAUGAUGUACCUGUUAAUCGUGCAGCCGUCUAUGAUGUCAACAGUUGCGGGAAUCAACAAGUUAAGAUUCAGAGAGGCGAUAGCAGAAGCCAAAAACUUUCAAGAGGCAAAAACACUGUUUCAGAGGACGCACGUUGAGGAUUCAAGAGAUGCAAAGAAGGCCUGUAAAGCAAUAAUGGAUUCCUAUAAGAAAGUAGAGCGAAGAUAUGAGAACACCGAAGGAUACCAAAGCAAGUCUGUGCUAGUCCAAGCGAAUAUACUAGCCAAGGAGCUUCAGCGGAUAGAUGGUGACAUGUGGGAAGUAGUGAGCAAAGUGUGGGUGGAGAUGCUUUGCUAUGCAGCAAGUCACUGUGAUUCUAAACAACAUGCAGCGCAACUCAACAAAGGUGGUGAAUUGAUCAACUUUGUUUGGCUUCUGAUGGCUCAUUUCGGACUUGGAGAGCAAUUCAUGACCACCAAUGAAGAUUCUAGAGCCAGACUGGUCUUGAUGAUCAUUAAAGGUAUAUUUAGGAGAUAUGAGAAAUGGAAUCCUGUGCAUCCUACUUAUGGAGCAUUUUGGGGUAUGGGGAUUGGGAUUGGUUGUGGUGUCGGAUGGGGACCUGGUUUUGGCCCUGAGGUCAUUGGUUAUGUUGGUGCAGGCUGCGGCGUUGGUUUUAGUGUUGGCAUAACACUUGCUGGUCUCGGCAUUGGUCUCCCCACCAAUUUUCUUCUUGCAGCUCCUUAUAACACUGUGGAAGCAACUAGAAAGGGUGCUUUUAAUUUGUUUGGUAAAAAUCUCUCAACCGAUGGUUGGAGCGAUUUUAUGCCUCAAAUCGCGGGGUUGCAGAGACAAGUCACUGAGAUGUGCUCUGGUUUUAACAAGAAGUCUCACUUAAAUAAUGCCAUUGACAUAAAAAGUUUUCCUUUGUUCAUUUCACAUGAUUGUGGGAAAUUUGGGAGUCAUCUUCUCCAUGUGCGCAAAGGUUCGGUGGACAAUAAAUCAUCAGCUAUCACAAAUCAGAACAUGGUUCCUGUCUUGUUUGAAACACAAGAAGAGCUUAUGGAACUUGCUAAGAAGUUUAUAUCUGAAAUUGAUGAGAAGCUCGAGCUUAAAUCUGAAAUUGAUAAAGAGCUUGAGAAAAUCAAGUCUUCCUUCAAUGAAGAAUAUGAGAAAUGGUCGUCUGGAAAACAGAGUGGAUCUUCCUCUAAGCAUGGAAACCUGUCCACAGAUGGCGAUUCAUCACCAACUCGCAACAGCAGUAAAAAAGGGCGGCCUAAGGCGAACCGCGUGGUGACGAGCUCUGAGCUUCCGGAUCACCUCAUUCAUGGUUUCAUAAACGAGAAACUGUUCUUGAAGAACUUCUUGCUGAAGCAAAAGGAAUCCGAAGAGUUCAAGACUCUAGCAAUUGUGGGGAAGUACGGAGUUGGGAAAACGACAUUGUGUCAGGAUGUGUUCAACGACGAAGAUGUGAAACAAGUUUAUUUCCCGAGGAUAUGGGUUUCUAUGUACAGCAAAGAAACAAAGGAAGACGAAGAUCCCAAAAUAGAUGUUGUGAAGAGGAUCUUGAGAUCUCUUGGAGUUGAAGAUGAGAUGUUUGAACACAUCAAAACAGAAGCAGAAGAAGAGAAGAGUAUCAAAGAUGAAGCUGGGGAAAGAGAGGAAGAGACAGUCAAAGAAAAGGUUCUCGCUCGAUUAUUGUAUGCUCUUCACUUGCAUCUGAUUGGGAAGAAGUAUCUGAUCGUGUUGGACGAUGUUUGGGAAGACAACGAGUGGGAUCAAAGGCUCGAUGAUGAGAAGAAGCAGCAGGAAAAAUCACAUCUUUCUUGUGGGUUUCCUAAAGGGUUUGGUGGGAGAGUGAUUAUGACUAGCAGAGACGAGAGAUUGGCGAAGAAAAUAGUAGGAAAAGAAGAGAAUCUGCAGCGUUUGUUUCCAAGAUCCGAUGCAGAGAGCUUGUGGAAGAUUUACAUAGAUGCAGUACCCACCAAGGGUGACGAUGCAGCAGCCACGAAUGCGGGCGAUGCAGCAGCCACGAAUGCGGGCGAUGCAGCAGCCACAAAUGCGGGCGAUGCAGUAGCCCCAAAAGUGAAUCCGAGGUAUCCGGGAAGAUACAAACAAGAGCUUAUGGAUAAGUCUUGUGGUAUUCCUUUGGCUGCUCGCAUGCUGGCGAAGAUUGAGCCUGUGAAAGUGGAAGAAAUUGGAAACAUAGAUAGGAAGCAAAGCUUCUAACUUCUAUCUAACGCAAUAUCUAUGUAUUUACUCUCUAAUACUAUAAGGAAGCAUCUCGAGAUUACUAUUUAAAGUUAUUUUAUUGUUCUAAAAACUGUUAAGAGUUGUCACUUGUGUGAGUGUAAACCUCUGGCAUUUAAUAAAGAAUAUAAAGAGCUUUUAAUACAAAGUUUUCUUAUCU